This is a messenger RNA of Symbiodinium natans, 1263 nucleotides long. The record is from the annotation of a GenBank genome assembly. NCBI's taxonomy places the organism in Eukaryota, Dinophyceae, Suessiales, Symbiodiniaceae.
AUGAGGACAAAGUCAUGCCUCUUCCACAUGGAGGCUGUUGGACGAUGGGACCAUGGGCAUCCUUACAAGUUUUCGUAUGCGCUCAGCCUCACCAUGACUGUCUUCCUCCUGAAGAUGCUUCUGGCUCCCAUCAAGAGCUGCUCCAAAAAACCGACAUCAGCCAAGGACGAGGUGGACGACGACGACGACGCCGAGUUGGCCCCGAAGACAAUCCUGGAUCAUAUAAUGCCCUGGGUCUUGCUGGUCGUUUUCACAACCUUCGAGAUGUUAAUGGCAACCUUGUCAAGUCUUGGCCUGCUGUAUGGAGCGCCGACGACGGUUUUCGUCGUCUUCAAAAGCUCCAAAGCAGUGUUCAUGGCGCUGAUGUCCGUUGUCAUCUUAGGGCGCAGGCUCAAUGCUCCACAGUGGUGCUCGCUUCUGGUGAUCUCGUCGGCCCUGCUGCUUUCGACGGUGGCGGAAGGCAAAGGUGGAAAGAAGGGCAAAGGGGAGCAUGAGGUAAAUCUCGAAGGUCCCAUGCUCCUGUUGCUGUCCGAGCUGUGCCAUGCCAUGAUGCUCAUCUUUCAGGAGAUCGCCGUGCGUCAGUAUUGGCCCAACCCAGUCAGCUUGCUGAGCUGGUCUGCCUGCUUUGGUGUCUUCCUCACGGCCUGUUCCAUGUACAAGUCCCGCAGCAUCUUUGUGGAUCUCCCAGACGGAGGGCGUCGUCCCUUUGACGAUCCAGCAGACGUGCUAUACAUGAUGUCAACCAGUCCAGCGCUUGCCUUCUGCCUCAUCCUCAAUGUCUCAUCGCAUCUCACUUCCGACGUUGCUCACAUCAUGAUCCUGAAGCACAUCUCUGCCCUGGCGCGGACGCUGUGUGACACACUCAAGAUGAUCAUGAUGUGGCUGCUGGGAAAGGCCUUUUGGCUUCUGGCGAUUCUCCCGCCUUUGGCCGAGCCCUGGCACCCCGGCCUGUUGGGCUCCUGGCUGAUGAUCCCAGCGAUCGGGGCGGUGGUGUACGGAAUGCUCAUGUUCAAGAACGCUGUGUUCGUUCCGAUCAUUUACGCGAAAGACGAAGAUGGAGUGUGGCGGCUCCAGGAGGUGAUGCAGGAGGUCGAGGGUGAAGAUGCAGCGGAGGUUGAAGAGGUUGUCACCAACAUGGACGACCCCUUCUUCAUGGAAGCAUUUCGUUCACAAAAGCUGAAGAAGAGGAACCGACGCCUCCUGAACAAGCUCAAGGCAAAAAAUAUGAUCUCGAAUCUGAAGGGUGCUGCUGCGAAGGCAUGA